AUGUCCACCUCACCAAACACCUUUGUAUCUCACUAUCACAGAAACACCACUCCCAGUGACACACCGUUUGAUCCCACCCUUGAUAGGCACCUUGUGCAGGCUGUGAAUGCCAUUGUGAGAGAAUUGGGCACAGCUGCAAGGAACCAGUAUGGUGCAGCCUCUCAGGGCCUUCAACUCAUCAAUAUGCUCAAUUUGAUGGAAGUCAUUCAUUAUCUGCAUUCCACCUUUGAAAAUUGUCCCAAGCCAUUCAUUGCCAGCCAAUCACACCCAUCUCACCAGUCUGUGGUAGAGAUGAGUAUCCUCUACUUGGCAUGCUGGAUUGAGGUGGCCUCUGUACAUCUGAAGCAGACUGCCAAUAUUGUGGGAUGGCCUGUGCAUUGGUUUGCAAACCUAGCAAUGGACUUGAAUCAGCUUAAUAGCUUGAUUCUGGUGACAGUGUUGCAUGCCAGUUAUACUCCUCCCCUCCCAGCAUGCUACCAUGUGUACCUCAGACACCAAGAUGAUGAGCUAAUUCCCCUUAGCGCAUUUAGCAUAAUUGACAAUAUCAGCACCAUCAUCCUGCAUUGGACCCCACAUGCAGCAGAUUCCCAAAGAUUGCAAGGCAAGGGAUUGUUUUCCAUGGCCUGGGAUUUUUUUAAGUUGAUGAUGGCCCAGGGCUUAUGGCCAUUGCCUGAGGCACCAAUUGCAGACCAUCUUGAUGGCCAUAUUGAGGAGCAGGUAAACUACUGCAUUGAAAAUAUUUGGAAAUAUGCUGAUGUUGUCAAUGGUUGGGGUCGACAAAUUGACCAUUUCUAUGCUAGGUGGUGGGCAUUGCAUGGGUUGUUGGGCAUGCUGCUUCAAUAG
This is a messenger RNA of Pisolithus orientalis, 843 nucleotides long. RefSeq lists its product as uncharacterized. NCBI's taxonomy places the organism in Eukaryota, Fungi, Basidiomycota, Agaricomycetes, Boletales, Pisolithaceae. The transcript is spliced from 5 exons. Bases 1 to 843 code for a protein of 280 amino acids. The record is from RefSeq and is a predicted model, not a curated record.